Molecule: messenger RNA, 10162 nt
Organism: Cydia strobilella
Lineage: Eukaryota; Metazoa; Arthropoda; Insecta; Lepidoptera; Tortricidae
Gene: Piezo
Product: piezo-type mechanosensitive ion channel component
Exons: 53
Coding region: 234-8237 (2667 amino acids)
Cellular component (GO): membrane
Molecular function (GO): mechanosensitive monoatomic ion channel activity
Source: RefSeq, a predicted model, not a curated record
UAAGCAAGAGUGUCAUCUCGGGCGUGGAUCGGAUAGUGCGUUGGUCGGUGGUGUAUUCAAAAAUGUAGUUAUGUUGUAAAAUGUGCGGAAAUUACUUUAAUUACUCAAAUUAUGCUAAUUUCUCUUAUCAAAGACUUCCGUAUUAUAACUUUAAGUUUAAAGUGGUUGUGUGCUGCUGAAGUGACAUAAUUAUUUGUUUACUUUAAUCAGGAUUUUUAGUUUAAGUUAACAACAUGCCCAAGCUUCAUGUACCAGCAACUCUUCUUGUGCGAGUAGUGCUGCCAAGUGCACUGCUAGUCAGUAUAGCACUACGGCCGUUCGGUUUAUCAUUUAUAUACCUCCUCCUAUACUUAAUAGCACCUCUAACACAAGUGCCAUCCACGCAAACGAUACGAGGAUGGCCGGGCAAGUUUCUUUGUUUAACCUUCGUGGUUUCAGUUCUGCUCCUACUGUUACACAUAGCAUGGCACAUAGUACUGGCCGCGUUCCCGCCCUACGGGUCGCUGCCACACGAAAACCACCUCGUAGAAAUUAUUGGUCGGAAUUUAGGCCUGGUGUCCUACGAUUUUAUAGAUCCAACAAUGGCCAUACAUUACUUAGCACCGGAGCUACUGAUGGCUAUCGUUUCGUCGUUGGUAUACGUGUUGGUAAAAAAGUUACUGUCGGGACCGAACCAUCCCGAAGAAAAGCCACACUCAAAACAUCAGAAGUAUCCGCUCCUCACCAGUGCCGGCAAAUACCUAUGCCUCUUCCUAAUAAUGUUCUCCGGCAUCAUGCUCCCAAGCGUGACGUCGGGCAUCUACUUCCUCAUAUUCAUGGGCGCGGCGACGGCGUGGUCGCUGGGCCAGCCGCUAGAGCGCGGCUUCGCGGUGAUCGGCCGCUGCCUUAUGGCCAUCAUGGCGGUGCACAUAGCGGUCCUGCUCGCCUAUCAGUGCACGUGGCUGCUGGAAUUAUAUCCGCCUGAAAUGAAUUUAGCGAGGUAUUUCGGUCUAACACAAUUAGUAAACCUCACCGAGACCAAUCCUGCGAGUUUUUCCUACGAAACGACAAGCAAGUACUCCUGGGCGACUGUGGCUAGCCCAUUAGUCAUACUCUUCACAUACUACGCGUUAGGAGUUGAAACGCGGGAACUAUUCAAACCAAAGGGGAAAAAAAAGAGUGCCCUGACCGGAGUAGAGGCGGGCAAGCUGAAUGGCUCGCUUGUGCGGGGAGUGUCGUUCCACCGCGGCGGCUCCCUCAACCCUAAGGAAAAGUGGAUGAAUGCCACUAAGACCGUCCGACUGAUCCGCAAUAUGAGCCCCAGCAAGCGGUGGCCGGCCGGGCGGUCGCGCUCAUCCAUCAGGAGGCUGCAACAGGACCCAUCCGGCUCUGUGAUUAUUCCAGAUGAAGAAUCUAAUACGGAAAUGUACGAGCCAACACUGAUGGAUGAUAUAUUAGCUGCUAUAGUAGAUUUCUUCCAAGUUGUGAUCAGAUCGUCGUACAUAGCGACCACGAUCACAAUGAUGGCGUGGAGCAUAAUGUACCACUCGUGGCUGACGUUCGUAUUCCUGAUGUGGGCCAACAUCGUGUGGCUGUGCCAGGACCAGCGCUCCUUCAUGCUGAAGACCAGCCCCGUGCUGGUGCUGUACGCCAUGUUGUUGCUGCUCGCGCAGUAUAUCUACGGCAUGGACCUGGCGGAGGCCGAGCUGCCGUCCUCCAUUUAUAAUGAGACGGGCGUCAACUUACAGCAAAUAGGCCUAAGUCCACCACCCGGGAUGCCCUUAGUGCCUCUCCUCAUCAAGUCCCUCUUCACGUGCAUGUUUUGGGUGACGCUGCGUCAGCGCGUGCAGGAGAUAAGACAGCGACGCCAGUCUGCCGUCAUCACGGACAUGGCGGCGCCGCUGCAGCUGACAGUGUCUACUGCGGCCAGUGUAAUAGAAGCGCAGCGUGAGGAUGAACAACGUUCGCGCUUGUUGACCAAAGUGGGGGAUUUCCUCAAGGCAGCUUGCGCUCGCUACUGGAUAUAUGUGGUCGUCAUUAUGCUUUUCGUUAUCGGCAUCACGGGCACCAGAAUGACUAUAUUCCGAAUCGUCUACAUGUUCCUAUGCCUCGGAUUUAUACUGAUGUUUCAAAUGAGUUGGUACUGGUGGCGGCGGCUGAUGUACAUCUUCUGGAUAACAGUGAUCAUAUACUCCAUGAUCAACCUCAUUCUCAUUUACAUAUAUCAAUUUGACGGUUUCCCCAAUACUAUUGAGAAGUAUCUCCACAUCUCCGUACAACUGCAAAACGACCUCGGAUUGGAGCCAUACCAUCCAGCGGACUUGUUCGUCAAGCUUCUAACACCCACUUGCUUUUUGAUAAUAACUAUAAUGCAGGUUCACUACUUCCACAAAGACUUUAUGGCCCUCUCGGAUCCGAACACUAGUACAAAUACUAAUAGUAUAGUCAGAAAUGGAAAUGAGUCUAGCAGACCUAGCAACGCCGGCGCUUCCACCAUGAAGGACGAUGUGCCACCCUUGCCACUUGAGGAGGACGCAGGUUCUAUUACCGAAGUGGAACAAUCGUUAUCUACGUAUAAUACUAAACGUAACUUGCACAGGAAACCCUCCCGGUCGCGAUCCUACGCUCCCACGAUCACGGAGCCCCAAUCGACGCCUUUCCGGCAGUGGUUCGCGGGGAAAUGCGCCUGUUUUAAGGCUGCCCUGAACGUGUGGAUCGACUACGUGUUCAUGUAUAUGUACUUGCACCUCACUAAAGUUGUGUUCCUGUCGCUCACGCUGGUUUGCGUUAUGCGGGUGUGCGCUAUGCACGUACCAAUAAUGCUUAUAGUAGCACCAGCGCUACUUCUCAACGCUACGAAACAGCGCAUCAUCAUCCUCUUCAUAUCAACACUUAUCACCGUUUACUUCAUGGCGAAAAUGGUUUAUCAAAUAGAAUACAUCCGGCCCAGUGUCUUUGAUGUCAACUGUACUAGCUAUGAUGAAUCAACGGAAACCACGUAUAACAACGCAGAAUGGCUCGGUUUUACUAAAAACAGGAACUUGGCGGUGCUGCUUAAAGACUACAUAGGGCUUAUAGUCGUAUUCACAUUCCAUUCUCUAGUCACUUACCGACAGCAAACAAAAAGGGAUCAAGGCUGGACAUCCAAUCAACAAGAGAAGGUUCUGUUUCCCGAGGUCACGCGUAAGGAGGCUGACAUCAAUUUGGUUCACUGCGCAAAGUACAUGAUCAACUAUGGUUUUUACAAGUUCGGUGUUGAGGUGUCCCUAAUAUGCUUAAUAGGUGUAAUAGGAUCGCGUAUGGACGUUUACGCAGUACUGUACUCAUUCUGGCUGCUACUCUUGGUGUCCCUGAAGAGACCGAGCCAAGCGCGGGUGUGGCCGGCGUUCACUGUAUUCAUCACGAUCCUGGUGCCUAUACAGUACAUGAUAGCGGUUGGAUUUCUACCGCAGUUCUGCAUCACUUAUCCAUGGGGAACGGAUAUUGCUAGCGACAAAGACCUCCGAACAUUCCUUUUCCUCCCAUACGCUGACAAUCCGCCGCACGCCACCAAGCUAGUUUUCGACUUCUUCUUGUUGGUGUUUGCGUCGAGACAACUUCGAGUGUUCAGACUCGAACGCAGGGGCGAGGAGUAUCCGGGCGGGUCGAAUAGCGAGGACAUAGGACAAGACUGGGAGACGCCGAGCUUCGUCAAUCCUGUGCCGGACUUCCUUGGAGUUGUCGGCACUUGGCUGGACGUGCUAAAGCGCAUGGUGUUCCUGGGAAUGCUGUGGGUGACUCUAGCCAUCAUGUUCCUGACGGGCACGAACCGCGUCAACCUGUUCUCCAUGGGCUACCUCAUCGGCUCGUUCAUCUUCCUGUGGCAGGGGACGGACUUCUAUUUGAGACCGAAGCAGGCUAUUUUACAAUGGUGGUCAUGGCUCCUGCGCUACAACGUGUCCGUAGUGGCGAUAAAGGUGAUACUCCAAAUCCCGGGUUGCCUGUUCCGCGAGACCACGCAACUCCACGCCUGUUGGCUGGUGCAACUGCUGGGUAUAGGCUGCGUGGACAAGUUCGCUGGCACCCUUGGAAGUUUCAUUAAGAUGGAAAGUUAUAAUAAGGACACAAAAUGUACUGUACCUCAAGAAGACAUCGGCCUGGCUUGGGACGGUGUGUGCUUUGCCUUCCUCAUAUUGCAGCGGAGACUCUUCCACAGUUACUACUUCUACAGAGUUAUCGAUGAGAGCAAAGCGACCACCGUUCUAGCGUCCAGGGGAGCGGAACUUAUUGAAGAGCUGCGCCAGAAACAAAUGAAUCUUCAAGAGGACCAGGAAAUCAGAAUAUUAGAAAAAAUCAAAGUAAAGAUGGAGAGAAUAAAAGCUAACCAGAAAAAAAUCCACGGGGUUUUGCACAAGGACCCGAAACACCAUGAUCGAGAAGAGGAGGACUCGGACACGCAGCCGGGCGACACGGAGGCGGUGCCGCUGGUGCGCGGCGACUCGGACUCGCGCGGCUUCCACACACCCGACAGCCCCGCUUCCCCCCGCGGCUUCCACACCCCUCUCAGCGAGUCUUCCGCGCCUCCGUCGAGAGUCCACACCCCGCCACCCGUGCCCCGCCCGCUCACGCUCCCCGCCCUGCCUCCUCCUACCAGUUCCCAAGGCGGCCCUCCGUCGCCUUCCUCCGCCUUGAUGACCGUAUCCCUAGACGCAUACUUGGAACCGCGCCGAAUUUCCUUCGAAUCCCCCCCGUCCUCCGAUCUCCUUCCCCGUGCUCAAAGCCCGGAAGAAUCCUACCCUGUCUUCUCGCCCCCUCCGAUCCGUCGCCGCCAUACAGUGGCCAGCCCGAGCCUCCUGCGCACUUCGCUCAUAUCGCAGUCGAGCCGCGCCGAGCCCAACUCUCAUCAUACGUCCGUUCGGUCGGGCGACUACUACAUGUUCGACGACUUCGAUGACACCGAGGUUCCUCUCAAGGAGGAAGAGGAAGAGUCAGACGAGGACGCACCCAAGGAAAUGGGCCUGGGCAAGGUGCGUCGACAGCCAAGCGUUGCACAGAAGAGCGACUUAACGGACCAAGAACGAGAAGGUGAUCGUGACGGGGUUUCAGAGCUAGACGAUUUCGCACCGGAGCCUGAGAAAGAAACGAUCGUGGACAAAUGCCGGCGCUACUGCAACACAGCGUGGGUUUUCAUCUCCAGUUUCCUUGUAACGGCGACGCGGCAUCUCAUGCGGUACUCUAGGGACUACCGCUACGUCUCACGAGCUCUGUCCAUGGAGAAAAGGAUACUCAAGGAAAAAGAAGGCUUUGGCAUCGGACUUCGAGAGGGAUCGCAAAUGAUCUGGGAACCCCUUCCGGAGACCCUGGCGCAUCCUGUGCACUUGGAACCGGAAACUUAUGAUAACAAUCUACUCGCCCCGGAUGUGGAAAUGGGCCGUAAGUUAAGCGAUAUAAGCGUGCCGGAGAUCCGUAUCCUGGCGCCGAGCAUGGAGCGCGGGCUGGACGCGACGCCGCCGUCGCGGUGCGCGUCGCCGCCGCUCUCCGACACCGACUCCGAUGACGACGAUACGUCGGAACACGAGAGCGCGUUUAGCUUGCAGAGUACAGAGAGCAAGGACCUGACGAUACUGGAAGAACAAGAGGACUCGAUGUUCAAGCAGGGCCGGUCGCCGUUCCUGCAUCUCGCGUACGCGCUAUGGUUCGCCGUCUUGGCGCACACCGACAUUGUCUGCUACAUCAUGGUAUUCAUAAACCAGAUUCAGUCAGCGACAAUUUUAUCGAUACCUUUGCCGUUGAUGGUGUUUCUGUGGGGCACCCUCACCAUACCUCGACCGACCAAGACAUUUUGGGUUACUCUCAUUGCAUAUACGGAGGUAAUCGUCCUCAUCAAGAGCAUGUUCCAAUUCGAAAUCUUACCGUGGAACCAGAAGGUUUACCCCGCAAAUAUGCCGUUCACUGCCCCGCGCAUCAUCGGCAUUGAACGCAAGGGCAACUACGCUCUCUACGACUUGCUGUUGCUGCUCAUUAUAUUUUUACACAGGUUCAUGUUGAAAUCCCUUGGUCUCUGGAAGGAAUCCAGCCCUGAAAUCGAUCUCCGCGAGGACACGGAGUACCCGCUCACGUCCGAAGACACGCAGAUGAUCGUAGAAGGCAAGUCGGAAGACGUCGGCAAGAAAUACGUGCAGUUGCACGAUCGAUCCGGCCCGCUGGACGAGGCAGCGGACGGACAGAGCCAGAGGACAGGCUCCAGGAACGACCCCAACGACGAUCAGGAAAGGGAGCAAAUAUACCAGGAGCAGGAGGCCGGGCCGUCCAGGCCGCCCGAGGACGGCGACGACCAUUACAAAGUAAAUGACGAUGAGGAGCCAAUCAUCGCCGUGACCACGACGCUAGGCGAUAAAUAUCAUCAUUAUCCUAAACUCAUGUUGCUGUCAGUGAAGCGCUACAUGCGGCCGAUGAAGAGCUUCUUCCAGCGCAUGCUGGCGCCGGGCGCGCGCGUGACAGCCGACGUGUACGCCUACAUGUUCCUGUGCGACUUCUUCAACUUCCUCGUCGUCAUCUUUGGCUUCGCUGCCUUCGGGACCCACCAAGGCGAUGGCGGUGUAAAAGCGUACCUAGAAGAGAACAAAGUCCCGAUCCCGUUCCUCGUGAUGUUGAUCCUCCAAUUCGCUCUCAUAGUCAUCGACCGCGCGCUGUAUCUGCGCAAGUUCAUGUUGGGCAAGAUACUGUUCCAGUAUGGGCUCAUUAUCGGCGUGCACGUGUGGAUGUUCUUUGUACUACCCUUUAUUACUGAAAGAACAUUCAACGCGUUGCUGCCGCCUCCAAUGUGGUAUAUGAUAAAGUGCGUGUACCUGCUGCUGUCCGCGCAUCAGAUCCGCUGCGGGUACCCGCGCCGCAUCAUCGGCAACUUCCUUUGCAAGUCGUACGGUUUCCUCAACAUGGUCUUCUUUAAGUGUUUCAUGGCUGUGCCGUUUGUAUUCGAGUUGCGGACUUUAAUGGACUGGAUCUGGACGGACACAUCCAUGACUCUCAUGGACUGGUUGAAAAUGGAAGAUAUAUUCGCCAGCGUUUUCUUACUAAAGUGCUCCCGCUUCGUGGAGGACGAGUACCCGGCGCCGCGCGGCACCAAGCGGCCCGCCGCCUCCAAGUACCUGCUCGGCGGCACCGUGCUCGCCUUCGUCAUUGCCAUCAUCUGGUUCCCCCUGGUCUUCUUCGCUUUCGGCAAUACGGUGGGACAACCCAACCCUCCAACGGACGUGACGGUCAAAAUACGAAUCGGCCCGUUCCUGCCCGCGUACCAGAUGUCAGCACAAUCACAUGACAUUUAUCAGUACACGGAGCAGGACUACAACCAGCUAAGCAACCAGUACGCCCGCGACCGGACCGCGCAAACGUUCCUCUCCAACUACAUGUACAACGACGUGGCGGUCAUCAACCUCAACCCCAACUCAACCAUGAACUGGGACAUCUCGCAGCCCGAGCUCGACCGAUUAGAGCGCGAGGCCAUCUCUAACAAUUCGCUUUUGAUCAAGUUCACGUUUACAAUAUCGCACCCGAGCAACAACGCGCAGAACCCUCCAACUAUAGAGGACAGCCGGGAGAUGCCGUUAGACGCGUUCUACGCCAACGGCACUAGGAACAAGGAGAGAGACACGCUACUACACCUAUUGCAGAACAAUGCUUCUGCUGACACUUGGUUGAACGUUCCAAAACUAUUUCCCAAGUUCUUGAAAGUGUUUAACAAAGGAACAGCGAAACCGGCUUAUCAGCUGAUACCUGGAGACCCAGAGGACGAAUCGACUCAGUAUCGCGACGUGCAGCUGAGACUGGAAAUGGAUAGGGGCACCAUGUAUUGGCGAGUACAAGAAUUUUGUAAAGAAAAGGACGAGCUGCUGAACGUACCAAUGAACAGUUGUGACAUGCUGGUCAUGUUCACGUUCAACGACAAGCUGUUUCCGGAGACGCUCAACUUUAUUUCUGGCGGAGGGAUCAUCGGUCUGUACACAACGUUCGUGUUCCUGGCGUCGCGGCUGCUGCGCGGCUUCUUCUCCGGCAUCUACACCAAGAUCAUGUUCGACGACCUGCCCAACGCCGACAGGGUGCUGCAGCUCUGUCUGGACAUCUACUUGGUCCGAGAAGCCUUAGAACUCGCGCUAGAAGAGGACCUGUUCGCCAAACUAGUGUUCCUGUACCGGUCGCCGGAGACCAUGAUCAAGUGGAGCCGGCCCAAGGACGAGGACGCGGACGAGCAGCGCGCGCUGCCGCCGCUCCCGAGGAACUGAACACUGAACGUGAAGUGUGAGCGCACUGCUGCCCCCUGCCCCCGGCACGGGUAACUGACCGUUCCUUCUUUAUCCUUAUUGCAAUGGCAUAAGAUCCAAAGCUAGUACUAAUUGUCAAAUGUUAUCAACGUAAAAAUUCUGUGAAUCUCAAUGUUAAAAGUGAUUCCCUUCUGUCUGAAAGUUGUACGUCUUGCCACAGUAAUAUACUAGCUAGUCAGCGGCAGCAGUUUCUAAGCGGGCGAGGUGUUCAAAAUUAUCUCGACACGCUCUUUACAUAUUGUCUUAACAUUAAAGUCGCGUCAAGAUAAUUUGGUCAGUCGCGACAACACCUGGCCCGCUUAGCAACUUUUGCUGCUGACUGUAUCAGAUUAAAAGGCAGCUCAAUGACUCAGCUAAUUUUUUACAUAUUACUAGCUUUUUUAUAAAGGCGAGACACAUCGUGAGAAAACCUUAGAUUUGCAAGGAAAUUAAUGAUUAGAAAGUAAAGCCUGUGUCCAGCAGUGGGUCGUAGGCAGUAGGCUAACGUUGAAGAUUUAGUACCUAAUGGUCAAUUCGUGUCUCCUAAUUUGUUCUAGUCGUCCUUAUAACAACUAUGAAAAUCAAUAAAUUCACUUGACCUUUAAACUAUUACGUCCACACUUUAUUAUGAACGAUAUUUUUAAACUUACUAUACGCUUAAAAGUUUCCAUAAUUUUAAUUUUACAUGUCAAUGCAGUAAUUUACAUGUGUAUUAGACACAUAAGUUGUACAGCGUAACUUAUAUAAGAGUAACUGCUGUACUUCAAUGAGUGCGUAGAUGAAACUCGAACUAUUUAAUGUCUACCUACUAUGUAUGUAAAUUCACUCUAAAUACUUAGGUCGCUUUAGUUGUUGCACCCAUAAAGGUAACACAAUCUUGUUGUGGUGGUCGUUGGUUCGCGAUAGUCACUUGAUUACUAUCAAAAGAACCUAGGUAUAUUUUUGGUUUUUAAAUAAUCUCUCUUCUACAUUAUUUUUACAAGGAUUAUGUAAAAUACACAUAAAAUACUUACAUAAAUUAUUCUCAUAUUUAUACUUAGAACCUUACCUACCGCAAGAAUAAGCUCUCUGUAAAUUGCUAGUGUUUCCUUUGGCAUUAAAAAGUUGGCGUUAAUUGUAAAUUUUGUUAUUAUUAUCUUUCGCUUCUUUUGUUAUAAAUAUUGCUCACUUUUUUUAUUUAUUUAUCGUACCCGUUGUGCCACGACGGAUGGACGAUCUACGGUAUUACAGCCUAAUUGCGAGAAUUUCAAACUCCUGUUGAGGAUGUUUUUUUUUUGGCAUGGAAACUGGUACUUAAGAUACCGAUUGCAAUGAGUCCGUUUGGUUUCGCAAUUAUGCUGUUGGACUGGCAUAGUUAGUAACUGUACAAUAAGAGCAAACUACGUAUAUUUGUUAUAUUCCUAACCAAAGUAAGGGCUACCUGGAGGUAUUUCUGCUUAGCCUGUGAAAUAUAUUCUGUUAAUUCUAAACAUAUUUGUAUUUUUGUUACUUGUUUCGUAUCUUAGUAUCGAUAAAUUAUGAUGAUAAAAAUCACGCACUUCCAUCAAAUAAUAUUAAUAUAUACAAAAUAUACCUCAAGAUCUUAAUUUGAUUAUUGCAUUUGAUACUGUACUUAUAGAGUGAAAUUAUUAUAAAUACCUUCACGUAGAGAUAUUUAAGCUUGGAUCCCGUAUGUCUUAUACCAUCACAAUACUACAAUUAUUUGUAUAACGGUAUGAAUGAAUCAUAUCCUAACUAUUGCAAUUGUAUUCAAACUAACUUUUGAGCUUUAAGUUCCAAGUUCCAAAUGGCUCCACGCGACGGUAGUUAUUUAGAAAUUCUAGGAGUAUUGUCCACUUUUAUAUUGUUGUGUUAAGUAAGAUGCAUUUAAAUGUUGUCGAUUUGUGAUAAUAAAACUAGAAUAAAAC